Anthonomus grandis grandis is the source of this 522-nucleotide messenger RNA. RefSeq lists its product as uncharacterized. The coding region runs from base 1 to 522 and encodes 173 amino acids. Lineage: Eukaryota; Metazoa; Arthropoda; Insecta; Coleoptera; Curculionidae. The transcript has a single exon. The record is from RefSeq and is a predicted model, not a curated record.
AUGAAUGAAACACAACUAUUGGAAAUUAAUUUAGUUAAAGAAAAAACUCCAGAACCAAUUGAUAUUUCCAAACCAGGAAGAUCAAAAGAUUCAGAGGUAAGCUUUAAGCUUGUUAGUCCUGAGGGUAUAAUUCAAAUCCCUAAAAUAAAACAAACUAAGAAAAGAGUUUCUCGUAGAAGAGGAAAUACUGCUAUUUUAUCGUCUUCGCCUUACAAAAACGAGCUAGAGGAAGCUGAGCAAAAAAAGAAUAAAAAUUCUAAAGGGAAAACUCUUGUGAAGAAAAACCUUGCACCAUCACCAAAAAAGAAAAAAAUUAGUAAAGCCUCCAUGAUUCUGAAAAAUAAUGACUCAAGUGGCAGUGAAGUUAGUGAUGCGGAGUGCCUUUAUUGUGGAGAUUUUUACUCUUCGUCAACGGAAGGAUGGUUAGCAUGCUCAAUGUGUCACCACUGGGCCCAUAACUCAUGCGCAGGAUUUGAAGACGAAGAUGACAAAGCCGUUUUAGUUUGUGAGUUAUGCAAGUAA